ACUGGUUUUCUAUUGAGUUAUUACACACCAAAAGUUAAGUUUGUCUUGGAAAUGCACAAUUCAUUAGCCACUAUUUAUCUAUCUUUAUAUCUGAUGGUUAGGUUUCCCUGCUUUCAUGAACGUCACAUAAAAAAGCGAAUUUCCGAUUUCCUUAUUUUUCCUGAACCCAACACUAGCGGGAAAGGCUAACUUACACGUAUCCAUGGUCACUUCCGCCGAUGUAAAUAGACCUAUUUCCCCCCCUUUUUGCUCCAAUAUUUCUGUCUUCCAACUGUAGGAUGUAUUCCAGGCCUAAGUGAUGAUGGAGGUGUUAAUAUUGAGGUCCUAUUCACAAUCACACCCGCGCGGAAUUAGCUUACUAACUAGCUAACACAAUAGCAAACUAAUUGUGUUUGUAUGAGAGUGCUGCUCUCGUGAUGAGACAGCUAGCUAGCUAAAACCUGGAAGCCACGAAAGCUGAAAUCGGGGUUAGCCAAGCAACGACAUGGAGGUGAAUUGUCAUUUUUAAACCUGGACGUGACAAGAAGCAGGUAAAAUGAAGAAAUCCAAAAGUGGAACGUCGUCACCGGUGAAUGGAAAACAAUGUAACGAAGGGGACACUAGACGGAAGAGGAAAAUAGGAGAAAUCACACAGGCCCUCAGUGUCAGCCCCGUGGAUGUAGCCACUCUGAGGAGAAUGGCUAUCAGUGAAGGAGGGCUGCUCACCGAUGAAAUCCGCUGUCAAGUCUGGCCCUGGCUGCUCAACGUCCCCCCACAAGUUCUCGAGCAGGAGCCUGACAAGGUAGAGCGGGAAAACAAUAAAGACUACAACCAAGUGUUACUGGAUGUCCAACGCUCACUACGAAGGUUUCCUCCUGGAAUGCCAGACGAGCAGAGAGAAGGUCUACAGGAAGAGCUCAUCGACAUCAUCCUCCGAGUUCUGAAGCGCAAUCCCCAGCUGCACUAUUACCAAGGAUACCAUGACAUUGUCGUCACCUUUUUGUUGGUCCUGGGGGAGCGCUUGGCAACGGCGUUAGUGGAGAAGCUCUCCACACAUCACCUCAGGGAUUUCAUGGAUCCGACGAUGGACAACACAAAGCACAUUCUGAACUACCUGAUGCCCAUCAUUGAGCGGGUCAACCCAGAGGUGCACGACUUCAUGCAACAGGCUGAAGUGGGGACAGUCUUUGCCCUCAGCUGGUUGAUCACCUGGUUUGGUCACGUCUUAUCAGACUUCCGCCAUGUUGUGCGGUUGUAUGACUUCUUCUUAGCUUGCCAUCCGCUGAUGCCUAUCUACUUCGCCGCUGUGAUCGUGUUGUACCGAGAGGAGGAAGUGCUGGAGUGUGAAUGCGACAUGGCCAUGGUUCAUCACCUGCUGUCCCAGAUUCCUCAGGAUCUACCGUACGAGCUGCUCAUCAGCCGAGCAGGAGACCUCUUUGUCCAGUUCCCUCCCUCCGAACUGGCUCGAGAAGCCGCCGUGCAUGAAAGCAUGGCCUCCUCUACCUUUAAAGACUUUGAGCUCGCGUCGACUCAGCAGCGGCCCGACUCGGUUCUGCGCCGCAGACGCAGACAAAAGCAGGCGGCUCUGGAGAGCUCGGCGGUCAACCCGGCGGUGGCCGUGGCCCAGCCGUCGACGACGCGGCGCUUUGUCCGACUGGCGGUCAUGGGUCUGACGGUGGCUUUGGGGGCGGCGGCUCUCGCUGUGGUCAACACGGCGUUAGAGUGGGCCCCCAAGCUGGACCUGUUUCCCUGAGCUGCCUUUUCACACGCGACUAAAACGCUGGCACGCAGCUUGUUAACCAGUGAAGCCACGGUUUCUAACACUGGAAAGGGCGGAGUCAACACUGGUCCCGCCCCGUGUUGAGACCCGAAGUGCAUCGAUGGAAGGAAGAAUCUACUGAAGAAACCGCUCGAAGGACGAUCGGUCAUAGCUAUUUUAAAAGUUUAUUUAUAUUUCAGAUUAAACUUAUGCUGAAAGCCUGAAGGGUUCACUACACUUGAAACUGCUGCCAAUUCAUAGAGUGUGUGUUUGUGUGUGAGAACAACCCGUUUGUUAUCUAUUUUAUACCUGGACUGAGACCAAACGGAGGUUUCUUAGAAACCUCUUUCUUCAUUUUGAGGCGUCUAAAAGUCGAGAAACGAAACUUAAAACUUUUAGGUUUCAUUUCGUCGCUCUAAAGGGGUUUUUGUCCCUUCAAGUGAACCGUUAAAUAAGAAGUCGUUCUUGUAUAAUCAUAGAAAUGAUUCAUCUGAGCUUCUCUGAGUCGAUGUAAUUUACAGAUGUUAGAAAUUUCUUUUUGUUUUUGCGCCUAAAGCUAAAUGUCAUUAAUAAUGCCCAGUUUUAGAACACAUUUUCAAAGACAGGAAGUACCUUCUAUCACAAACUUUGUAGUCAAGUCUUUGGAUGAUCAUGGUUAAAAUGUGCCUGUGUGGUUCCUCCAGUGCAUGUCACAGCAGCAGCAUCUUCUUGCUUAGCAGAAACGGGUCACACUAAUGACUUUUGUCCUCAUUUACAUUGAAGGAGCGACAUUUGUCUUAAAAAGAAAAUGCGAAUCGAGGACCGUAUGUUGCUCAUCAUGAAUCCUCCUUCCUCAAGUUCUUCAUGAAACUCGGCUCCGUUAGUUGAUUUGAUUGCACAGUUCAGCUGGUUCCUUUCAACACUGUAUCCAAACGAGGAGCACUUUUGGGUUUCUGAGAACAUAUGCAUCAUUUACCCACACGCAGCAGCAGCAGUAUUCCUUCAUUGAAAUUGCACUAAAUGAUUUAUCUGCCUUAUGUUUGUCCCAAAAUGUUAAACUCAUGUUAAGUUGUUAAAUAGAACACUAUUAAACUAAAGUCAAAUUGUU
This is a messenger RNA of Oryzias melastigma (Indian medaka), 2825 nucleotides long. It is a transcript of the gene tbc1d20, whose product is annotated as TBC1 domain family, member 20. The record is from RefSeq and is a predicted model, not a curated record. The transcript has 8 exons. Lineage: Eukaryota; Metazoa; Chordata; Actinopteri; Beloniformes; Adrianichthyidae. The coding region runs from base 536 to 1732 and encodes 398 amino acids. Gene Ontology annotation, molecular function: GTPase activator activity. Gene Ontology annotation, biological process: endoplasmic reticulum to Golgi vesicle-mediated transport; positive regulation of GTPase activity. Gene Ontology annotation, cellular component: endoplasmic reticulum membrane.